AUGGCGUAUGCAGUUACAUCAACACCAUCAGUAGAGAAGGACACUGUCAGUAAUGGUGGAUCGGUGAAAUCAACCCAAUCGGACAAAGGUUCGAGGAUGACAGAUACGAGAGCACCGACUCCACCCACACAGGAUGACAACGUUAGUGAACAUGGAUCAGUUAGAUCCAACAGAUCAAUGAGAAGUUCCUGUAGUGUUGCGUCCAUCGAAAAAUAUCGCGAGGCUAAGGCGAGGCUCGAGAUUACUAAGCUGAGGAAAGAGCAGCUCAAGCGAAAGCAGCAACUGGCGCAACAGAAAAUGAUGUUGGAGAUGAAAUUCCAACUUCAAAAUGCGGAGGAUGAAGAGGAGCAGGCAGAAUUGGAGACACAUAUUUGGGGAGAGGAAAUGCAAGAGGAAGAUGCCACAGAAGACAGACCAGAUGUUACACAAGCAAUUGACACUAGUGUAGAAGUCACAAGCAGUACUCUGGUUGUCAACAACCAUGAUCGAGCACAGGCCGACAUGAUAGAUGAAAGUGGCAUUAUAACAUUUCCUUCAAACACAACAGAGGAGAGUGUCACACCACCUGAAGUAACCUCACAGUCCACUCCAGCAUCAAAUGAUCAUGGAAGCAUCACACAAUUGUGCCAAGCCUUGACACUCGCCAUGAACAUACCGAAGCCUGACAUUAAGUCCUUUAGCGGAGACCCAGCGGAAUAUUGGGCAUUCGUGACCAGUUUCGAGACAAACAUCGGUUCCAAAGUGACUGAUGCCCGAACAAGGCUGACUUACCUGGUGCAGUUCUGUCGAGGUAAGGCAAAGGAAAGCAUCGAAAACUGCAUCCUGAUGGAACCCACAGAUGGCUACAAAACAGCACUUAAAAUCUUGCGCGAGCAGUUCGGACAGCCACACUUAAUAAUGCAUGCUCUGCUGCGCAAGGUUACCAACCGAGGACAGAUACGACAGAACGAUGGCAACGCCCUUUGGGAUUUAGCGAGGGACAUGGAGAAGUGCCAAAUAACCUUUUCCCAGCUUGGAUACAAUGCGGACAUGAACAGCUCAGAGAACCUACUUAAGGUUCAGCGUCUCUUGCCCGUUCAUCUACAAGCAGACUGGGCCAAGAAGGCACAGGGGACCAUCGAGUGCAAACGAGAACCAAGAUUCGCACAGAUGACGGAGUUUAUUGAGACGAAGGCGAAAACUGCCAGCAAUAUGUACGGACAGAAUAUCACCAAGACUUUCAGUCCGACCAGCGCGAGUCAUUCCCCACGCACCAAACCGAAGACUUACCCGGCCAAGGUGACUGCGCUGUCAACUAGUGUAAGUGGUGACUAUCUUCAUGAAGCGAAGAAGGACAAGCAAGUCAAAUGUCUCUGCUGUUCCCAGCAACACAAAUUGGCAGAAUGCAAGACCUUCAAACAGGGGUCAUAUGACGAGCGUCGCAUUGACGUUUCGCUGUGCGACGAGGAGCUGGCUGAGCAGCUUGGGAUCAGAGGUGAAAGGUUCAACUUCUCCCUGAAUACAGUUGGAGGAACAAGCAAGUAUCACGGCAUGGAGAUAAACCUAACAGUGAAGUCCAUCCAAAAUGAUGAAGAGCUGGACCUACCGAGAGUGAGGACUGUCCAAACCUUGCCUACAUCAAGUAGCGUCUUCCCAAAUCAGAAGGAUGUGAAGAAAUGGAGACAUCUGGAUGGAAUUGAGUUCCCCCAAACUGACGGAAGGCCAGUUCAAGUCCUAAUCGGUGGAGAUGUCCCUGAAGCCUUUUGGGUGAUGGAAGAGAGGCGGGAUGGACGCAAGGAACCCUAUGGGGUUCGAUCACUCCUGGGAUGGACGCUCGUUGGUCCUACAUCACCCUCCUUCAAGCAGGGAGCAGGAAGUUUCAAUAUCAACCAUGCCAAGCUGCAAGACGACCAACUGCAACAGCAAGUGCAGAGAUUUUGGGAGGUAGAUUUUGGCGGAUCUAUCAUGGACAAUAAGCGUGGUGACUCUGUGGAGGAUCGGAGAGCGAGAUCCACCAUGGAGGAGUCUGCAAGGCUGAUAAAUGGGCACUACAAAAUCGGUCUACCAUUGCGAAGACGAAAUCCUGACUUGCCAGACAACCGGGCACUUGCUGAGACGAGGUUGGGUUCCCUUAAGAAAUGCCUGCAGAAAGAUGAUGAUUUGCGUCAGCAGUACAAGGAAACCAUUGAUGGUUAUGUCCAAAGGGGAUACGCAAGACCAGUGCCGGAAGAAGUACCAAAUGUCGAGGUGGGAAGGAAAUGGUAUUUGCCACAUCAUCCUGUAUUUCAUCCCCAAAAGCCAGGAAAGAUGAGAGUGGUAUUUGACUGCGCAGCAAGAUUCCGAGGUACAUCACUCAAUGAUAAUCUCCUACAGGGCCCAGACUUAACAAACAACCUGGUCGGUGUGCUGACUCGUUUCCGCCAUGAGACUGUUGCAUUAGUAGCAGACGUGGAGGCUAUGUUCCACCAGGUACGAGUUCCCGAGAGAGACUGCGAUGCCCUACGAUUUCUGUGGUGGCCGAGUUAUGACUUGUCCAAGGAUCCGACCGACUUCCAGAUGCUGGUUCAUUUGUUUGGGGCAACAUCCUCGCCCAGUUGUGCAGGAUUCGCUCUGAGGAAAACAGCAGAUGACUAUGGUGCUGAAUUUGGGGAGGCUGCCACCUCAGCAGUACGUGACAAUUUCUACGUCGAUGACCUUUUGGUGUCGGUGAGUUGUGCAGAAGCGGGUAUCAACCUGGCUAGACAGCUCAUUGAUCUGCUCAGCAAAGGUGGAUUUAGACUGAGGAAAUGGAUCAGCAAUAACCAGGAGGUUCUGUCUGCUAUUCCAGCAACGCCUUUCAUCCUACCUGCCAAGAUUUUGCUUCAGGAUAUCUGCAGCAAGAAGCUAGGUUGCGACGAAAGGGUUGAGGAGCGAGAAUUGUUCAGAUGGAAGCGCUGGUUGGAUGACUUGCCAAGAUUAGAGGCUCUCACCAUCCCCAGGUGUUUGAGGCCAAGGGAGCUAGAAGAUACUGCAAUCAGUCAGCUGCACUUCUUUUCAGACGCCUUCGAGCGUGGAUAUGCGACCGUGGCUUACCUACGGACAGUGGAUGGAUCAGGAAGGAUAGACUGUUCCUUCAUCAUUGGGAAGGCAAGGCUGUGUCCUAAGAGGUCGAUAUCCAUACCGAGGUUGGAGCUUACGGCAGCUGUCCUAUCAGUUCAGCUCAGCAAAAUGGUUCAGGAAGAGCUGAGAUUGCCCAUCACCGACAUUGUAUUCUGGACUGAUUCAACUUCAGUUCUGCAAUACAUAAGAAACGAGAGUAGGCGCUUCCGCACCUUUGUGGCAAAUCGGGUUGCAAGGAUCCAAGAUGCCACCGAUGAGUCACAGUGGCGAUAUGUCAACUCUGAAUCCAACCCAGCAGAUGAAGGGUCCAGGGGCUUGAGCGCUGAAAGGAUGAUCAAAGAUGGCCGCUGGUUAAAGGGGCCGCAGUUCCUGAUGAUGAAUGAGGAUCAUUGGCCAAUACCUCCAGUUGUCCUGCAGGGUACUGUACCAAACCCUGACAUAUUGCCGCUCAAUGAUGCUCUUGAGAGGGAUCCUGAACUCAAGAGGGUGGUGACGCAGACAGCCUUAGUGCAAGAGAAGCUGAAGGUUGAUGAAUUCCUGGCCAAGUACUCAUCAUGGAACCGAUUGAAGAGAGGCGUUUCUUGGCUCUUGCGUUUCGUUCAGUAUCUUCACAUCCGCUGCAAGGGAAUAGCAGAUGACUCAAGCCUUAAACAAGGAGGUUUUUCCGUAGAAGAAUGCCAGAGUGCCGAAAGGGGCAUAAUAAGGUACAUACAGCGUCAAGCAUUUCCCAAAGAGAAAGAUGCACUUCACUCGACGAAGCAGGAGACGGCCACCUGCGAAAAGAAGUCCAGGGGGCAACAACUCUAG
This is a messenger RNA of Patiria miniata (bat star), 3885 nucleotides long. RefSeq lists its product as uncharacterized. The coding region runs from base 1 to 3885 and encodes 1294 amino acids. The transcript is spliced from 3 exons. Lineage: Eukaryota; Metazoa; Echinodermata; Asteroidea; Valvatida; Asterinidae. The record is from RefSeq and is a predicted model, not a curated record.